Messenger RNA from Pieris macdunnoughi, 3840 nucleotides. The record is from the annotation of a GenBank genome assembly. Lineage: Eukaryota; Metazoa; Arthropoda; Insecta; Lepidoptera; Pieridae.
AUGUCGGAGGAUAUAAUUGUGACGUUUAUCAUACCUAGGGAUUUAAAAAGUGAAAAUGACUGUUCAGAAGAAAUGAAACUAGCUUUUACUGCAUGUGAGCAACAUUCCGGUGGAGGCAUACAUGCUCAGUUUGUGCACGAAUCAAAAUGGAAAAAGUUUGACGGUCUUACUAAAAAGGAUGUGUUCGUCUUAGCAGAGUUUUCUGGAGAGCUAUUUGAGCGGCUCCGAGCAACUAAAUGCUUGUUAGUUGGCCCUCGGUGUUUAUCAUGUUGCCUUACAGAAGGUACUCCAAUACCAUCUGGGCCAGAUCCUGUUUACACAAUAGCUAUGAGAGGUCUUGUUGUUACAGCUAGUGGAUUAUCAAAGCCACAGAAGGAUAAUAUUAAGAAGAAAGUCCAAUGGAUGGGAGGUAUCUACAGUACUGUGCUAACAGAAGAGACAACACACCUUGUCUCCGAUACUGUGCUCUCUGACAAAUAUAUUAAAUCAGUUGAAAAAGGAAUACCGGUAAUGAGUGAAUCUUGGGUUGAUGCUGUGUGGGAAUCAUCACUGCAGCUCAAUGUGAAUGGAUCUUCAAGUGAUUUUGAUUUCCACCGCUUACCACCAUUUACAAAUCUACAAGUGACCACCUCAGGGAUAACAAAAAAUGAGAAGAAGUUGAUAAUGAAGUUAGUUAAUGAGAACGGUGGUGUCUAUUCUGGUCCAUUCCAAAGUGAGAGUACAGAUGUAGUGGUUCUUACCAAGGAUGGAGUCGGCAGCGAAAAAUACAAGGCAGCGUUAGAAUAUGGAAAAGCGUGCGUUCUACCAUCAUGGGUUAUUAAUUCCGCGGAACGCGGUGUGGCAUUACCCCUACAUAAGUAUAAGGUGACUGGGGCUUCAACAUCUUCGCCUUUGGCUGAACAUCGCUUGCCUGAUAUGAGUUUAAACUUUUCUCGUAUAACAAACUUGAGACAGCCGAUGAAUUUUGUUGACGAAUCUAGAGCAGCGGAUGUUACCACAUCCUCUGGAAGAUUUAAGUUAUCACAAGAGACAAGAAAAACCGAUACAUCUAUGGACAAACAGAUCGUGGAAGCUUAUGAGAAAUUUGAUUUGAGUAAAAUCAAGAAAGCUGGUCCAAUAUUUGAUGGAUUUUGUAUAUGGCUAGUAGGCCUCGAAGGCAUUUGUCGUGAACGUGCAACUGCGUGCGUGUCACGUUGCGGUGGCGUACGAUACGAUUGUCCGCACGAGAGAGUUACGCACGUAGUGGCCGGUACGAAGAUAGCUGGUACCGCGGCUUUGGCUGCAUUGCCCAAUGUACCUGUGUUGACUGCGAUGUGGUUAUUGGCCUGUGUUGAGGCUGGAAGGGCGCUCGAUGAGGCUGAGUAUGUAAUGAAUAUCAAAAUGGCCACGCCCAAAAAGUCAAAGAAAGUGCCAAUAGAACCAGCAUCGCCGAUGAGUAAACGCAACUUACAGUUAUUACAUGAGCCUCUAAACCUACCGCCGCCUGAACCAGAACCGGAACCGGAUAUGGAAGAUGACCUUGUUAAUCAUUAUUUAAGUCAAAAUGUACUGGAGCCAAGAGAAAAAACUCCGGAGCCAGUAAGAGAUGAUCCUGUACCUGAAAUUACUGACGAUAUGGUAGAUGAACCAACUGAAGAGAUUGAACAAAUAUUUAGUGGUUUGAAAAUCGAAGUCCAGGGCUUGGAAGAGGAGGCGAUAAGUGAGUUAGGAGCGGAGAUUUCAGCAGCUGGGGGGUUGUUAGUGGCUAGGGGCGGAGGGGGCCAAGGGACUUAUCGCCUUGUGCCCCUGGACUGGGAAUGUGAGGACGAAGGGGUCGAAUAUGUCACUGUCUUUUGGAUUAAAGAUUGUUUAAGUCAACAAGAAUUACUUCCAUUGCAAUACUACCAUCGACCUGUGACGGUACCCGAGUCUGGCGGUGAACCACUAAAUGGGGUAGUGGCCUGUCUAAGUACAUAUAGUGGAAUUGAGAGAGCGUUUUUGGAUGAAUUGGCCAAGCUACUUGGUGCUACAACCCAACUCCGUUUCUGUCGACGUAACACGGCGAAUGCCCAAGCGUCAACCCAUCUUAUAUGUCCCACCCCAAGUGGGGAUAAAUAUUUAGGGGCAUUAAAGUGGGGUCUUCCCGCAGUUACCGCUGAGUGGCUCCUAGCUUGUCUUGAGAAAGGGAAGAGAGUCAGCGAAAAACCUUAUCUCAUUGGAGAUACUAAGGCGCCACCUACACCUGAAAAACCGGAACCAGAAGAGACCGAGAUAAAUAUACAAGUAUCACUGCAGAAGGAAAGAGACAAAGAUAAUGACAUGCUUCCUCCUGCUGAAAGUCAUGUUCCGAGGCGCUCAUUACAAAAAGACGAAACACCUAAAGCUAAAUGCAGUGAUGGCGAUGACAUGUCACCCGCUUCAAGAUACAUCGCGAUGGCUCGACAGGGCUUACUCGGGGGUGACUCACAGGAGACUCCAAAGAGACCAAAUGAUUCGCUAGACUUGGACAAACAAGAAUGUGCAGUCCGAACUCCGCCGCUAGACGACGCGCUUUCCACUCCAAAUCUUGCUAACUUCAGUCCUACCACACGACGUCGGCUGCAAGCUGUGAAGAGAGGGGAGAUGCCUUCCGACCCAGUUAGGACACCGGUUGAUAACUUUGCCAAAAACAUAGCAACACCAGAUAGUGGGUUCGGAGCGGCUCUGAGACCUGGUUCUGGUCGACUUUCUCCCGAAAAUAGAAAGCGAUUAUGGAAAAUCGUUAACGACCUGCCAUCUAAACAAGACACACCUACUGAUAGACAGCAGACGCCAUUAUCGGAGAUCAGAAAUCGAUUCCUGGCGCAAUUCAAUGGUAGCUCAAAUACGCCUACCGCCGAACAAAGUGUACCCACAGCGAGGAAGUUACAUUUGCAAGAUGACGUGGAGACGCCGCCUUCUAAAAUGGCCAAAUUAUGUCAUAAUCAGAGUCCCAGUGCGUCUAGUAUGGAUUCCAAUGAAAGCAAAAAUAGUAUACCGGGAGUCGAUGCCCAGCUGCAAAGGCUCAGUGCUGCCCUCAGUUCGAGGCUUAGUUCACAGCGGACCAAAAGAACUAGGGAUUCUGUUAGCCUCGCUGUACCUGGUCCAGAAGUGGAAACUGGACCAGAAUCUCAGCCGAAUACAGUGGGAUGGGACGACACCACGCCCCACCGCGCCCCAACUGAAGUUAUCAAACGGUUUAUGUUGUCUUCUAAUGUCGAUAAUCGAGAAGAAAUAACGGAAAUGAUAAUCCACCUGGGAGGUGAGGUCUGUGAGGGAGCUGAGUUGGACCCUCGGGCGACCCAUCUCCUCUGUUCUCUUCCCGGACGGAGUGAGAAGAUGCUGUGCUCUGUGGCCGGUGGUAAAUGGGUGCUGCAUCCAGCUUAUAUAGACAGGAGUAGGGCUGCUGGAAAGUUUCUUUCGGAAGAAGAAUUCGAAUGGGGCAAUCCUCUCGCCCUGGCACUCCCACCUCUUUCGGGAGCAGAGGCAAGCCUAGCCCGUGCUGCUUUUAAAUGGCGGAGUGCGCUUAGCAAGGGAUCACCUGGGCCCUUCCAGGGAGUUGUGGCCUUGUUACAUGUGCCAGCUGGUAGGAAACGAUUGCUGGGCAGGUUACUGGAAGCUGGAGGUGGAAUGGCGCCAGAUGUAGAACCACCAUACACAGAUGAAAAUGUGACAGCGUGCUUUGCGGAUAUUAAAAGGUAUCCGCUUUCCGAUCGGGACGCGAGGUGGCUCGUUUCUAAACGUAUUCCUGUGUGUGCCCCUGUACUUCUGAGCGCGUACCUCACGGACGAGACACUGCCUGAUCCUAAAGAACACUGUCUUCCCGAAUUUAGACCUAAUUAG